Messenger RNA from Penicillium odoratum, 2424 nucleotides. RefSeq names its product putative C6 finger domain protein. Gene Ontology annotation, molecular function: zinc ion binding; DNA-binding transcription factor activity, RNA polymerase II-specific. The record is from RefSeq and is a predicted model, not a curated record. Lineage: Eukaryota; Fungi; Ascomycota; Eurotiomycetes; Eurotiales; Aspergillaceae. The transcript has 5 exons. Gene Ontology annotation, cellular component: nucleus. Bases 1 to 2424 code for a protein of 807 amino acids.
AUGAACUCUCGCGAGCAAUCUGACAUGGCUCCGACCAACUCUUAUCCCUCCCCGAAUGCUGCGCAAAUGGCCCAGGGGGCCAUGCCGUACUACAGCAAUCGCCAGCUGACCACUGACGAGCUCCUCUCCGCUGAAUUGUCGCGUGAAGCCUCGGGCCCUGGAAUGGGAGAUGGAUCAAGUAAUGGUGUGCAUCAUGGCCAAGGCAUGGUGUUGGGCUCUUCAAAUGCAGGUGAUAUGGGUCGUCCUUCGUCCGAGGAUCACCAGCAUCAACACAUGCUGCAAUUCCCACCUGGCCAGCAAGUAGGCGUCGAUCCAAACCAUGACCUGAGCUAUGGUGAACAGAGUGCGCGUAAGCGAUCGAAAAUUUCAAGAGCCUGCGACGAGUGUCGGCGCAAGAAGGUGCGAUGCGAUGCGAGUUCGGAAACUGGUCUUGAGACAUGCUCAAAUUGUCGCCGAUUGGGGGUUGUGUGUCAGUUCAGUCGCGUUCCGAUGAAACGUGGGCCCAGCAAAGGUUAUAUCAAGGAACUUGCCGAGCGACUUCAUACUCUCGAGAAUCAGAUGCAGCCGGGCAUCGUGCAGCCUGACGUGCCAUACCAGUCCAUGAACGAGGUGUCCCUACCCAGGGCAUACCAGGACUUCGCUUCUCCGGUGGAUUCCGGCUCUGCCAAUCGCAAGAGAACAUACUCCGUGUUUGAGGGACUUCCAAGCUCUUCAUUUGCGCAGCCGUCGUUUAAUGCGCGCGGAUCGCAGAGUGCUUUCGAUGCAACAGAUUCCACAGCAGACCCAUAUAACCCGACAGUCGCCAGUGGUGGCGCACCGAAACCGGGCAACCUGUUCUGGAAUCCAACUGGUCAUGAGCAGGACUUGCCAAGUGGACUUGAAAUGGCGGACUUGCACAAGCAUGAAGGUGAUGAUGACAUGUCUCCAGUCAUUCUUGACGAGGGGGCUCUUGAUGCGUACUAUCAAAAAGUGCAUACUCUUCUGCCUAUCCUACCUCACACUAGGGAGCGAACCUUGGAACUUCUUCACCAGUGCAAUCGGGAGGCACAGGAAAUAUUUUGCUACGCACUAUACACCGUUACUCGCACCGAUUUGUCUCGCGUUGCAGGUAACUUUGAACGUAUCACAUCGUUUGACAAUGCUCAGGACCUUGUUCUGUACCACACCCGCCAGCCAUUGAUUGUUCACUCGACCGCAGUCAACCUUAUCUGGCUCCAAACCCUUCUUUUGAUGAUUAUAGACUGUGACCAGCGGGGUCCUGAUAACUUCGUUCUCAAGGACGGUAUUCCCAAGCACACUCUUGUUCAAGCUGCCAGCAAGCUUGGAUAUGAUCUGGCGAAGAACCAGGGCCAGCUAAAGAACAAGCGACCAUCUGAUCCUGAUGUUGACUCGGAUGCUAAUUUGACUCGACGUAACUGGGUUUCAUUGAUUAUUCUGACCCGCUGGUAUGCCAUUAGUGUUGCCGAUGCGACUGUUAUUGCUGGUCAUGAGAUUGGUGGCCGUGAGGACGAGAGAGUUGUUGGCCAUAUCACGACUGGUAUUGCUUCAUUUUCAACGUUCCUUUCAGAGAUGGUCACUUUGGCCACAGUGGAGCACAAUGUCUGCCAGACCAAUACUGGGCUCGGCCGAAUGGUCGGAGCUAACUUGGUUGCUUCCCUUGAGCGCCUAUCAGAGAUGGAAGAUGUAUUCAAAGUCCAUGAGCUUCCAGAGAACACCAGCACUCGCAUGCUUUUCGAGAGCCUCCAGGCUCAGCUUUACUGGACAGUUCGCCUUCUCAUCAAGCGCCAUGUGUUCGUCUACAGCCCUUAUGAGAUCAUUUACUGCGCUCAGGAGCUAGUCAACGAGUUAUAUAAAGCCAGUCUGCAGGCCCGGCCUCCGACGCCGUUCGAUUUGCACAGUUUGGCCCUCGCAUCUAUGACCUUGCUCGAGGCUACAGUCCUCCCCGAACAUGCAGAUGACUGCUGGGACUCACUGGCCCGCGUGGAAGAAAUCCUGGACCAUCGUGACAACCGCACGAAUGAGAUGGGCGAAUUUAAUAACAUUAUGGGCACUCCCGGCUGGGAUGCGAAGAUCCGCGUCUUCCUUGAAUGGCGCCGUGCCAAAUCUCAAGAAAGCCAGCUCCACGAGUCUGUUGGUAAGGUCGGCUCUGGUCUGCAACCACCCGUCAUGGGUCCGAAUGAGCAGCGAUCUCUGCAGCAUCUGGCUGACCUGGCAGUCGGUGCCGAAGGCUCUGUUGGCCAAGGCACCUCCGCAACCCCGCCUCCUGGCCUCGGCGAGCAGAACGACACAUCGCCGACUCUUGCACCACAGCUGGCUCAGUCGCAUAAUGGCGCUGGCCGUACCGUGGUUGACUUCACUAUGCUUACGAAGGAAGGAUAUUUGAAUGUGUUCUCUGGAUUGAUUUACAACAAACGUUCUCGCUAA